AUGCCUCCGCGUCGAUUUGUUGGCCACCGCCCCUCAAAGGCUCCGUUUGCAUUUCGACAGAGACGUCCAGGGACCAGCAGGACGCCAGACAUACCGGAAGUUAUCCAGACGGUGCCCUCAUCUCCUUCAGGCCUGUCGCCCGCGCUAUCUCACGGUGUUGGGACUGAAUUCUCGGACGAUGUCUUCGACAUAGAGGACGACACUGUGGAAGUAAACGACGUCGUGAUGGCGCUCGAGAUGAGAAACAAUGGCGCAGUUGGCUGUGCAUUCUAUGUUGCCGCCAAUGAGACUCUGUAUCUUCAGGAAGAUACACGUAUCACAGGUCUUGAGCUUGUAGAGUCCCUUCUCCUCCAAGCACAACCUGCAUCGGUUAUCAUUCCGAGUCGUUCGCCAGAAUCUGUUGUUGACUACCUUGAGCGACAAUCGAGCCGUGAUGAUGCAGGUGUACAUGGAGCUGAGAGUUUCGGCCUCUCUCGUCCACAGAUGUCGGCCGAAAACGUGCUAGAAAUUCAAGGAGGCCGACACAUGCUUCAGGAGCUCGGCCUCGGAAAAUUUGUUCCUAAUGACUGCCGACUUGUGGGAGGGCUAGGGUCGGAAGACGACAGGGAUGCCGAUGAAAAUGAGCUGUUCAGUCGACAGCCUCCGAUGCAAGAUGCACCAAGUGCCAUAAUUUUAACGGGCCCCAACCAUUCGGGCAAGAGCGUCUAUAUCAAACAGGUGGCCAUCAUCGUCUAUCUGGCCCAGGUGGGGAGCUUUGUGCCAGCCAAUAGAGCGGUAGUUGGCAUAACGGACAGAAUGUUGAGCAGGAUUGCAACGCGGGAAAGUGUCUCGAGGGACGAAAGCGCCUUUGGCGUCGACCUCCGUCAGGCCGCCUUUUCCAUCAACUUUUCAACACGGCGUAGUCUGAUCCUAGUUGACGAGUUCGGAAAAGGGACAAACGAGGUUGACGGGGCUGCUCUCUUUCAUGCCCUGAUGGACCAUUUUCUGGGGCUGGGUCGCAGGAGUACGCCGAAAGUGUUGGCUGCAACACACUUCCAUGAAAUAUUUGACAGCGGUUCUCUGCAGCAGCACCCAGGACUGAGGCUGGCGCACAUGAGCGUCAGUAUCGACACGGGUGCAUCACAGGCAGAAGACAAGGUCAAAUUCCUCUACAAGCUUCAGCCGGGUCACAGCUCCGACAGUUUCGGCUGUCACUGCGCGGCCAUAAAUGGCGUUGAUGCUGCUGUUGUCGACAGGGCCAGGCGGAUUGCCGAGUCGCUAGCACACGGCGGGCGGCUCGAAAAGAUGUGUCUGGAGCUGCCUGCCGCGGAAAUUGGGAGGCUUCAGGACGACGAGAACCGGGCACGAGUGUUUCUUUCAGAGAUGGAGCACGAGGACUUAGUACGGCAGAAGUGCCUAUCACACAAUCACUACACCCAACACGACAUCACAAACACUCACCACCACCACACCACAUUCAAAAUAAAGUUCACUGCUGUUCUCAUCUCUGCUCUGGCUGCCGUUGCGGUCGCUCAGGACUCCUCAUCCACUGAAGUGGCCACCACCAAGACCAAGAAGUCCAAGAACACGGACACGGCAACUGACGCGACCGUUGCGACGGCAGCGACGGCAGCGACGGCAGCGACUGAUGCCUCUACCACGUUGGUAGCCACCACCAGGACGAAGGGGUCAGGCAAGAACUCGACUGCCACGACGACCAAGUCAAAGGCAGAGGGCACAACUAAGGUCUCCGGGGCGACGACGACCAAGUCGUCAGGGAAGAACUCGACCAAGACGGGCGAGAGCAGCUCUGCCACAGCCUCAUCUACAGGCACUGUGACGGUCAGCGGUGGACAGACGCUGUUGGGUCCUGGCGCUGGCGCCAUGAUGACGAUUGCCGGGCUGGCCCUGGCUUUCACCCUGCUGCUUAACAUCACGUGGCAUGCCGGGUUGACGCGCAGCGAGCGCAACGCAGCGCGCGGCCAGAAGGGUUUUACGAUCUGGUUCACGGGCCUGUCGGCGUCGGGCAAGUCGACGGUGGCAACAGCGCUGGAGCAGCACCUGCUGCACCUGGGCCUGUCGGCAUACCGGCUGGAUGGCGACAACGUGCGGUUCGGGCUCAACAAGGACCUCGGGUUCUCCGAGAAGGACCGCAACGAGAACAUCCGCCGCAUCGCCGAGGUGGCCAAGCUGUUUGCCGACGCGUCCACGGUGGCCAUCACGUCCUUUAUCUCGCCGUACCGUGCCGACCGCGACGUGGCCCGCGCGCUGCAUGCGCAGACGGCCACCGCGGCUGACGAGCCGCUCGCUUUUGUUGAGGUCUACGUCGACAUCCCGCUCGCUGUGGCCGAGCAGCGCGAUCCCAAGGGCCUCUACAAGAAGGCCCGGGCCGGCGAGAUCAAGGAGUUCACCGGCAUCUCGGCACCCUACGAGGCACCCCUGCAGCCCGAGGUGACGAUCCGGACGCACGAGCAGACGGUCGAGGAGUCUGUCGCCCAGAUCGUCGCCUACCUGCAGGACAAGGGCCUCAUCACAGUGUAG
Messenger RNA from Grosmannia clavigera kw1407, 2520 nucleotides. Its product is annotated as adenylyl-sulfate kinase. Gene Ontology annotation, cellular component: nucleus. Lineage: Eukaryota; Fungi; Ascomycota; Sordariomycetes; Ophiostomatales; Ophiostomataceae. Bases 1 to 2520 code for a protein of 839 amino acids. The record is from RefSeq and is a predicted model, not a curated record. Gene Ontology annotation, molecular function: mismatched DNA binding; ATP binding; adenylylsulfate kinase activity. The transcript is spliced from 5 exons. Gene Ontology annotation, biological process: sulfate assimilation; mismatch repair; chiasma assembly.